AUGAAUCUUGAGAUUCCUAAGCAGGUAUAUAAUAGAUUUAUACCAAAAAAGAUGUUUUUAGCUGAGAACUUAGUAAGUGGACAUAUCGUAGAACAUUCCGACACUUACAUAUUGAUGGUUUUCACGGUGACGUCAUCAGAUUGCAAAGUCAAAAAAGCCAGGUUUUACGAAUUCUUAUUUACACUAGGUUGAAGAUUAAUAGGAAAUAAAUCUUUGUACUAGUUUCCAGCCCCGAUGCAUGUUUCAUUUCGAAAAUACAGCAGUUUGAACUUCCGAGUUUUCACAGUGCGUGACACCAAAAUAGGAAUGCUAUCUCCUGGAAAAAAGUCUCUCCGCUUGAUUUUCAGCAGUUUAACCAUUUCAAGUAUUAGAAGAUAUGUUUAUGCGCAAGUAUGCUAGUUCUCGAGUGAAAAGGAGGCGCUUUUAUAGAAAAAGUGAACUCCAGAUGUUUUUGUUGAUUUCCGGCGGCCAUAUUGGUGGACAGUUUCUGUCCACCAAUAUGGCUCUACAAACGUGCGUGAAAUGUUUCGGCAACUAACUCAGAAACUGUGGGCCACAAAGACCUGAGAUUUGGACAAAUUGUUUAUAUAUUAGUCUUUUAUAACAUUUCAUUUUCUUGGCUUCUUCCACUGGACGGUUUCAAAUGUAUUUUUUUGUGCCAUGUUUAUUGCGUGACAGUGAAAACGAAGAAUACGCAUGAAAGUCAGCCUUAUUAAGUCUUAAAUCAUUGUCCAUAAACUUUUACAAGCUAAUAGGCAAGAAAGAGACUUCUACUUGUAAGCUUAUAUCGUCGGUGGAAAGUAAAUCUCUUUAUAGUCAUUGUAGUACGUCGGCUGAUAAUUUAUGCCGCUUGAAAACGAAGGUUGUUUUUAGUAGCAAAGCAAUACUUAGAGUGAGUGAUAUUAGGCGAGCCUCUGUGAACAAUGACCAGAUAAAGGAGCUGAUUACCUUGGCAAACAUCUGUCAAAUGUCUUUGGAAUAUUUUUUUUUUCAGUUCUGAAAUAUACCCUGUAAAAUCUUGAAUCUGUGUUUAGUAAGGAAGCGGGAAAGGCAAUAGGGGAAUCCCCGAAAAUAAUUACGAGAGUGUUGGUCAGAAAAUUUAAGAAAAUGCUCCUUAAAACUGGCACCAGAAUCCUGUUUCUUUAGGUGUGGCGACAGGCAGCCCAAGCGCACUAUGUUUGGGUUCGGGCUUCAGAGGUCAUUUGGUCGCAGUAUACUAGUAUUAUUAGUGUAUUAUCUGAUGUCAAAUAAAUGCAAAAUAGAUACCAGUGGCCUUUAAGAUAACGAGGGUUGAUAUUUCUUACAUUAUUACAUGUGAUUCGGGCCCUUAUUGUUCGAAUUUUAUCACAUGCAUUCGAAUCUACAACGCUAGGAAAAAAAAAGUCAUGAUCAUGUGAAAUAUUGAUUCAAAAAGCUCCCUUACCUUUAGUUCAUAGCCACUCUGUGUCCUAUGGCCGGUUUAAACACCAUUUAGUCGACUUACUUUCCAUCCAGUACUGAACACUAUAAAAGAAGGGAAGGCUGGAGACCUUCCAACCGACCCUCACCAUGCGAAGGCCAAUAAAUUCCAAACAAAGCAACUGAUCUCCCUGAAAUUGCCACCAGUGAGACCGAAGAGUGUACAUCCACCUGUUCGACGAGCGCCAGUUUCUAAAUUAGGCUGCAUGAACCUGAGGAGCGCUGCACACAUCGAUUCUGGCUAGCUUCGCUUCGCCAUGAUGCGUAAUCUGACUGUUAUCCUAUGAGAUUCAAAUCUUGGAGCUUAGCAACCGCGUCAGAUCGACAAAACGUCACUCUCGCGCGGGAGGGUUGUUCUUCUUUGCCCUAUCGCAAACCGACACCGUCGGGAGACGUCUUUGGGUUUCAUGUGUCAUACAUGCGUAAGCUUUUGCCGGUCGAAUUUAACGCUCCGGCUCCUCCGACGGUGUCGGUGUACAAUAAGACAAAAGUAAUGACUCUCCCACGCGAGAGUGAUGUUUUCUCGAUCUGACGUGAAAAACCAGUUUAUUUUUUUAAUUAAAAGACAGUGUCAAAGUUUUUGUUGAAUAUACUAUUAAUAUACUUAGAUAAACAGAAAAUUAAUUUAGGUGCUUACAAUUCAAUUUUCCUAUCUUGUAGUUUUAUCGUGUUAUGGGAAGGCCACUGAUCAGUUACACCCUAGAAGCAUUUGAAAGGUACAUGGCUAAUGUUCAACUUUGUAGUUCUUUUUUUUUUAACCCUUCAAGUCCCAAUUCCAGUCAUCAACAUCAAUUUUCUCCAAACAUUAUCAGUAAUCAGUUAUAUACUUGUUGAAUUCUAUUUGUUUUCAGUGUGUCAUGGAUCAAAGAAAUUGUUGUGCCUAUUGGUGAGAACUAUUUAGAAGUAGCAAAGGAGGUAUGAUGUACAAAAAGAAAAUAACUUAGACAAAAUGAGCUGGUAAAUGAUGGUUAAUGAUUCUGUUGGAGACUGCUUUAUCCUUAAAGCCCCUGAACUGUAGGUUGUGCCUGGAAAAAAACCCAAGUGAUUUCUGAAAAACUGCUAGAUUUUCUUUCUUAAGUAUCAUUACAUGUACUUUUCAUUUGGUUAGGAAAUAAACAUUACUGAAUAGCGCCUGUUGAAAUGCAUUGGCUAUAAAAUUGUGGGUCCCAUGAAUAUUUGGGUAAAGGAGAGUAAUAUGUGGAGUAUUAUAGAUCAAUGAUCAGUUGGGGCCUGUUUGCAUACACUCUUAACCUUCUAUUGCAUCCAUGUAAAAACAAGAUCAGACACCCAUCAAGAAAUUGAGGAGAACCUGGCAAAUCAAGUAGUGGAUAUGUUGCAAAUUUUAUUUUCUUUUGUUCUUGGGUGUGGUAACGUACGAUAUAACAUGGUAAUGAGUUUCAAACAAAAGGAAAUACAUUUUAAACCAAGGAUAAAGUUGAACGACAACAGAAAAAAAUGAUAAUGAUAUAAAAGAUGAUGAUGAUUCACCAGCCCCUCUCAGCUAGAAAUGUAUAAGUGUACUACUUAUCUAGUAUAGACAAGAAAGUGUUGUAAUGUCUGUUUGUUGGCAAAAACUUUUUCUGUGUGUUCAAUAAAACAUCUGGAAAUAAUUUGUCAUAAUUUAGCCCUUAUACCUCAUCCCUUCAGUGUUUCGAUAUAUGUGGUGUUAUUUUUUGUACCUGUACUGUUUCAAGGUGCUGAGGGAGUUUUCUCAUAACAAAGUCAGGUUAACAUCUGGAGGUUCAACAAGGUCAGUCUGAAUUUGCUUGUAAAGUGUUGUUUAAUUGGGCCAAUAUAUAUGCUAAUUGCUCUCCUGGAUUAUUUGGAAUUCUCCUAGACACAGCAUUGAUCUCCUGCUCUCCCGUACAGGUCACCAAAUUUCCCAGAUAAAAAUUAAGUGACUUUUUAGCUUUUCUGUGGUUUGUGUUAUUGUCAAAACUCAAAUUUUUUAUACUCAUAGUACGGUUUCUGGGGCAUCUUUGCACGUCUUUAUAAUAGUCAUCGACAAACAUUAUUUCAAUGAUGUAUUCAAACAAAGUUUGAUGGUGGGGGAGGUGAGGCAUUGACAUUCAAGGGGUAAUGCAAAACAGAGAAUCUCCAGAUCUUAGAUCUCUAGAGGUUAGCAUCUCUGGGCCAAGUUUGUGCACUUUCAGUUAAAAUGCAGUUUUUUUGGACUAGUCACUUGGAUUCCAUACCACCUGCUCAAAGCUGCCCCUAGAAUGAUAAUUAUAUAAGAGGCAUUAACGUUUUGGCCAGAAAAACUGUCAGAGUGACUGCAACUGCUCAGGGUAGCUGGUCUCCUCAUCUUAACUUGCUUUUGGCUUUCAGACAUAGAUCAAUAUGGAAUGGCAUUCAAGCUCUUACUGAAGAUAGCAGAUCUCCUCCCAAAGUAGUAAGUAUUCAAAGAAAUUUCCAUCAUACCUUUCUCCUUAUAAAAAUUUUCCAUUUUAAAAAACAUCAAAUCAACAACUUUGGAAGGACUUAGAUGUUAGUUAAGAUGCACCUUGGUGAAUCCCUCUACAUUGGCCAAUUCAUUAUUAGCUAAGUGUGAGAUAAAACCAAAUGCUAGUGAUGCAGAGCAGAGCUGGGGGGACACUCAAGGAAGGUUAGGGUAGAGGUGUGCCACAUAAGCUGCUAAUCCCUGACCUGUUAAAGAGGAAAAUAGUUCAUUUUGUUGCCCUGUUUGAGAAAAGAGACCUUGUUUUCCUCGGGGGCACUUUGUUUUGCAUACAUUAAAUUAAAUUAAGUACUGGUAUUUUUUCAACUAACAUUGUAGAAUAUAUUAAGAUAUUUUGGAAAAAGAUUGUUUGUAGCACAAAUGUAGUCCAUUUAUAGCUGUUACAGGCCAAAAUUAAAUUCAGGUUAAUUUUUUUAAAGGUUGAAAACCUAGGUUGAUUCUUUAUUUCCUCCUUAAUAUAUUUUUCAUGAAUUAGGGCAAGGAGACAAAAGAAACAGAGAAUCAACCUAGGUUAAAAAAUUUUAACUUUAAGGAAUAUAAUAAUUAUUUUAACCUGUAACAUUGCCAUCCUUCCAACUCUUACUUUUAAAAGACAUCUGGUCCAAAAAUACACGCCUGUUCAAGAUGCUUAAUAGUGAAUUUGUAGAGCAUAAGGGAGAAACCAUACGCUGUUCAGCAACAUAUACCUAUUUAGGCCAAAUAAGGGAGUGCUUCCCCUGCGUGCCCCCCACAGCUAUUUAACUACUCUUUGCCACUUUGUCGCUUAAUGAAAUCCAUUUCUCCAGGUAAUUCUUCAUGAUGUUGUUCGACCUUUUGUUGAUGAACAAACAUUACAGAGUGUAGCAUUAGCAGCUGAGAAAUAUGGGGUAGGUAGUAGUUUGCUUGAUUUACCUGCAUUAGAAUUGACAGCCAUUUAAAAAUGAUUUCAAAAAUUAAUAGAGAUUCAGAAGAAAGAGUUUUGCAUCAAGGGAAUAUCUCGACAUUAACUCAUUGUCUUUAACAGUCGUGUGAUCUAAUCAGUCACAUGAUUGCCCAUCACUUGAACAUUCCAAAGCGCCUAAUGUAUCAAAGCUGAUAUGUCCAGGCCCUCAUUCUUGCUCAAUGCUGGACUCAAAUUCUUAAUUAGCAGUAUUUCUGCAACAUUGUACUUGUGGACCUCUUCUGUUAUUUCAAGCUUAAUAAUUAAGCUUGAACUAACAGAUUGGAUUUUUCAUAAAGGCCCUACAAUGGUCAUAAUGUUUCAUAAAGGCCCUACAAUGGUCGUGAAUAUCUGAAGUGGAGUGCAUCAUAUGUUCUUGCAUACAUACUUACAUCCAUUGAUCUACUUGUUUUCUCUUUCUGCCUGCUUUCUCUCCUGUUUUGCGCUCGCCCUCUAGUGCUGUUAGAACUCCUCGUGUAAAACAACAACAACAAAACAUAAAAAAUGUCUGGACGACAGGGUAGAUUGCUUCUGUCACGGUUUUUUCUUUCCAAAAACCAGCCUUCCUCUCAGAAACGAUUUCAAAAAUUGGCAGUAGCUGAAAAAGAACAAACAAAACAAAACGAAACAAAAAUAAAGAAAAAUUUCGUACAUUCUUUUGUUUUUGCUUUCCUUCCAAGUUUCUAAACAAACUAGCGCAGAGAUGCUUAACUUGAUACGCAGGCUAAAAUUCCGAAGACGUCAGCCUUGUGCCUAAUUAUUAAUAACAGCUCUUGCCUGAUAUGUUUUUGUUUUUCCAGGCAGCCGGAGUCAUAAGACCUCUAGCAUCGACUGUCAUAGCUCAGUCUUCUGAUGGUUUCUUGGACCAUUCACUUGACAGGUAGAUAACUCUUGUAACUUUCUUGCACUUCAUGUGCUUGCCUAAAAUAUGAAUAAACGAGCUAGCGUCUAAAUAAAAUGUAAACUAUGUCGGUUAAGGGAGUAAAACAGAGAAAUAUGUUGAUUGACCAUUGUAGAGAGGUUUACUGAGCUGUAGUUUUCAGAGGCUCCGAAGGAAGGUUAAUAUAGCAUACGAUCUUGUAAGCCCUUGGACCUACCUAGAACUUGUCCCAUACAGUGUCUGAAAACAGUGUACAUUGGCUGAAUAUGAACUUUAUUGAUGUCUCUAUUUAACAGAUCAAAAUAUAGAUCAAGUGAAAUGCCACAGGCCUUCCAAUACGAAGUUAUCAAAAACGCUUAUGAAAAGGUGCGUUGCAAUACAGUGUUUUCCCCUUAAGAUCUGUUAUCAUAACGAAAAAUGACAGCAUUCCGCAUCGCCAUGAGUUUCAUCUUGUUUGCUACGCGUGGCUAAGGUUGUAACUCCCAAAUUCAUACGUUCCAUAGAAUAUCUUGAAGUAUCCUACGGUAGUUACACCGUGAUUCACUUUUAAUGUUGUUUUCUUUUGUUUCAAUGAUCAUACAACACCACACCCAAGAACAAAACCAAAGGUAAAAUGAGGAAUCACCUCAUACACUUCACUCCGGCUUCUUCCUAACACCGACGGUAGCUAUCAUAGACAACCUAAGCAGCUGUAGUUGCAUGUGACCUUCUCAUCUGUCCCACUCCAUCCACCCACUUCUAUUCAUUUACAUUUCCAAUACAUGCACUUGCUAAUGACAAUGUAGGUGAACACCCUCCCUCCCGGGGGGGAUGGUUACUCCCUAUAAUGGCCUAUGCUGGGAGGUUCCGCCCAAAAGGGGUACCUUUUUCGUGCUUUAGAUACAAGAAAGCAUUGUCAUUUCACUAAAUGAAGUAUAUAAAAGGGUAGAGAAGUCGAUCAUUUUGAUCUGUAAAAAUCCGUAAAAACGCCCGAAAAGAUUUAACAGAUGCACCUGUGAAAAAGUCGAUAAAACGUUCUGGUUAUGUGAUUUAUUCAUAUUUAAGAUACAGUGUAUUUUAAAAAGGGUGUAAAGUUCUAAACUAGGUACGUAAAAAGGGUUCCAUUUGUCAAUAGAAGGUAUACGAAAUGAGUACCUUUCCGUCAAAAAUGGUAUAUAAAAGGAUAAGGGGUUUGACCUCGGGGCGGAGCCUUCCCGUAUGAAACAUUCUUGAGUUAUGCCCCCUCCCCUCCUCUACGGAGUGAAACCUCCAACUUGCAUGCUCAAGUUAACUUUGAAUUUGUGUAAAUUCUUUUCUUAGUGCACGGAAUAUGACUUUGAGCAUGGCACAGAGUGUCUGCACUUGGCUCAGAAAUAUAGUGAAACAAGAGCUUGGUUAAUUGAUGGACCUGAGACACUUUGGAAGGUUGGUCUCAUUGUAUCUUAUCGUUACUUUUCGAACAUCAAUAUCAAAUGGACCCAAAUGGACUCCAAUUUUUCCAGCUUUUGACUGGGACCAUUUAGCGAAAAUCCAACACCACGGCUGAAAAAGAAAAAAAACCCUUGAAAUUAUUAAUUUCAAUUUGAUGGAAACUAAGGAAGGUACAGCUCCUACAAAGUGGCGAAAUUCUACACAGACGUUUGUAUAGUGGGGAGGGGGAGGGGUACAAACUUACCCCCACCAUAAAAAUGUCCGUGUAAAACUUCGCCACUUUGUAGAGCAAUAUUUUCGCUCUCUUUGAAUGAUUGAGUGAAAAAACUUUAUUUUUACACGGUGGUCAUUUCAAGAUACAAAAUUGCUUGGUUGGACAAGGAAAGGGAAAACUUGGUCACGUGGUACAAAUUUACGUUUGGCGUUUGCCGUAAACGUGAUUCUGAAUAGAGAGAUUAAGCAUCACGUUUAUGUCAAAUGGCAAACGUGAAUUUGUACCACGUGACCAAGCUUCCUCUUUACUUGUCGUUUACUGUUCAUUAUUUCUACUUCUAAAUUAGUAGUUUCACUCGAUUUUUCAUCCAUAAGAAUUGUUUUGAGCUGUUCUUAUCGGCUCAUUUUCUAUUUUGAGAAUUUCUCAACUUAAAUCUGACGUUUGCCGUUUGCCGUAUACGUGAAACUUAAACUCUCUAAUCUCUAAUGUCAUGAGUUAUCGACGUAAAAUGUGGUUGCUUUACCUUUUUGCCUUCACCAGGUGACAUACAAGAAAGAUUUGUAUGCUGUUGAGGGUGUUUUACAGGGUACGUCUAAUGAAUUCACUUACAUGUAAUUAACUGAUAUCAUGACUUCUGUUGCCAAUGCCCAUCACAGAAUAAAGAAUGACAGACAUAGGAUAUUUCUUUGGCAAUCAACGUAAACAACUGAAUAGGGUGAAGUACAACCACUUCAGUCCAUAGUCGCGUGUAGGGACGAAGCAGUCAUGUAAAAAUCUAGCUUGGGACCAGGCUCCUUGGUGAAGUGGGGAGAAAGGAAAAUAAAAAUCGGCGAGCGAGGGACUAAGGAGGAAGGCCCCACCCCACUCCACUUCCCCCGUUCAUUUUUUCCCUCCCUGUUUCCUCGCGAUAUUUAUCCCCCUUCCCCCAGAUGGAGAGCCUGUGAUAGCAAGAGCCCCAUAAAGCGGCUACAUUGGGCUGCCGGCUGCGCUGCAGUAGGUUAAUAUAUAGAAAAUGUGAUGAUAGUUAUACUUUAAUUUUACAGCGUGAGUGUAUAGCUAUUCCUAUCCUUAGGAUGAAAAUGUACUAUAAUUUGAAGUUGUACGAUCAUCUAGGUUAAAUUAUUCCUGAAUAGUGGCUAUAAAUAUAACUCCACGCAAGAAUUUCGUUUUCUUUGCAAGUCUGUUCUCAAGAUAUUAGUUUACGAUAUACGUUUGGCGCGCACGUGGCAAAGCAGACGUAUUGGUGCAAACGCAAACAGCAAAUCAAGACUUCUCCUGGAGUUGAAAAGUCCUUAAGGAGCGCAUCAGACAUCCAAGUUUAAAACAGGAAAAAAAAUUCAUCGUCCAUAAGAUGUCGCAUAUUAAGAACGCUUCACGUCGUAGUUGUGCUGCGGCAGCAAAGGAUUGUUUACCAAGAAAUGCGAUUCAUGUGCAGAGUCAAAAGUGACCAAAGUUUCAUUUCAAAAUUUCAUUUUGUUAUAUUUUGAAAAACCAAUAGGAUGCACCAUGUAAAGGUACUGGCAAAGCGGCUUCAUUUAAAUAGUCACGCACAUAGCAGGAUUUCGUCCACAGACUCAAAAGUUAGAACCACCUUACAACACUUCAUCACCGUCGGAGUGUAAGGGAUAAGCCCGCUUUUGCCUUUUUGACGUUCUCGCUGCUGUCCCCGAAGAGGGGAGUUCGUUAAAGUACGCAAACUUUAUAAGGAGUGUGACAGUUUACCAUGAGCAUAGGGUUCCAGGGGUUCCGCCGCCGCCGCCGCCCCCCCCCCCCCUCCCCCCACUUCUUUGGGCUACGGCACUGUCUGUCAUUUCAAGAAGAAUUAGAUUUUCUGUUAAAGAAAAUGAGAAGAAGAUCAAAUGAAAAAAGGAUCAAAUUAUGAAUACUAUGAGGAAGAUCAUACGAGGCCCCUGUGUGUACAAGCCUGCAAUGUGGGAAUUAAGCACUUUUGUUGGUCUCGAUUGCUUUGAAUUGCAUGUUGUAAUAGUUUGACUAUGAGAGGGUUUGAUACAAACUCGGUAGAGGCAGAAGGACAGUGUAAAGAAGGGAGAAUGAAAUCAGCGUUGAUGUUUGCAAAUCAGUCUGAGGAAAUUGUCUGAAAGUGGGACACUAACAGUAACAGCACGGCGAACUGCCUAAAACAUGCAGUAUUCAAUUGUGAGUUCAUCAGUUAUAUGCCACCCAGGUUACCAUGAUUCGGUGCCUUUUCUUUACAUAAAUGCUACUCAGUAUCCGGCUCCGAAAGCGACACAUGAAUGUCUAUUAGACUACAAUCACCCCGAAUUUUUAUUUUAUUUUUUUGGCGGUGCAAGUGGCUAAACGCGGAAAAAGACCUCUUUAGUUGUGCAGUUGAGGGCUUAGCCAUGAAUUCCUUCCAAACUUAUGCAAGUUGUUGUGUAUUUCAAAUAUCUUACAAAUGACAUCAGCAGAACGUGCCCGAUGGCAUAACACAUUCCGCAGACUUAAAAGGUACUUGGCAGCGACCAUGACUAAAGAGUGAGAGUCCGCUGCAUUUGCUCUGAUGAACAUCCAUUGAAAUUGACCUAAGUCCAACACGGAAGCAUCCAUGAUGUCUCCUUCUUGCUAAUAUCCUAACUGAGUAAACGGCAAAUCAUGCCCACAGGACUACAGUGCGUGUUUUAAUGUUUCAACGAUUAUCAAUAUAUAAAUUUUUAAGUCUAUCACACUAUCUCUUCACUGAAAGCGAAAAAAUGCUGGCUUCAUUUGGCACUGUUAUUGGAAACUUGUGCUCAGAAUCACAAAGCGAAAUUUCUGAGGACCUAAAGUAUUAACCUUUUCCGGGGGAGAAUGCCUUAUACCCCAUGUACAUGUCUUCUAAAGCUCGAUUGUCAAUCUAGACAAAAAAACCACAUUAGAAACCCCUCUAUGUAAUAAUGUUGGCUACGCCCCUGUCGAGGUGAUAUUGAACUCGAGAAUUAAGAAUGUUCUGGGGAGAGACAUUGUCAAGACUCCCGAAUCAAUAUCAGAGACUACUAAACGACUUCCUGUUGCCGAUGGAAGUAUGCCAACAAUAACCAGGUGACCAAGGCUUUAAGUUCCUUGUAAACCUUUUUGUUUCUUUCUCGAAAAUGUUUCUGUUGUAGCUGGACAUUUCUUAUUAAACGUGUCGCAUGAAUUUGAACCUUGUAAACGCGUCGAUGCGACGUGGUGUACGAACUACGAUAAUUUGUUGAUUAUAAAAAUUUGCCGCUAAAUCAUGGCCAUUUAUUACUGGUUUUCAGCCGGCGUAAUGUUGUCAACAAACUCCUUGAAUUUAAAAGAACUCAUAUGCUGCAGCUAAGAAAGCGUUUGACUUAUCCUCUCAUCAAAAAAAAAUCUUAUUAACUUGAAAUAAGUAACUAGAACUAACGUACGUCGUCCGAGCUUCGUCCUUUUGGAUAAAGAAUAUUUAAUCCAUCUAAUAAUGCGUGAAAACACAUAUCACUAUCUUGCAAUACUUAUUACCAUAGAAACUUUCUCCACUCUAAAUUGAAGGUGGAGGCUAUACUUCUCUUCAAUAAUUAACAGGGGCACCCAACUUCAAUUUUCGGAAAAUAUCUGUUCGGAAGACGAUUUGAGAUCUAGAAUUUUCGGAACAUUUGUUGUAAAAUUUCUUGCUUGCCCGCCUCUCCUAGGAUUUUCGAACAUCUAAAAAUUUAUAUAAUUGCCCAUUUUUAGCGGAUUUUUAUCCUAAAAAGGUCACCCAGAUUUUCGGGAGCCCUUUCUCUGGCUGAAAUUGUCGAAAAGGUAAGUUUUGAUACUACGGUUUUCUGGGCCCGGUUGCAUAAAACGCCCGUAACAACUACGGGUAUACGUACGUGCACUCGUAACUUAAGCGAGUUGCAUUAAAUCACUUAAGUGGUCCACUUAGGGAAUUCACUUAAGUGGUUGCACUUACGAUUUUCGUAAGUGUUCACGUAAGUGUCGUUUAUGCAACAGAAAUUGCGGGUGUUGCAUAAAACGUUUUUUACGGGAAAAAUAGCACGUAAAUUUACGGGACCUAUGUAGGUCCCGUAUAUAGUUACUGUUUUUACUAAAGUUAACGAGAUCUUUUACUGAGAGUGAAAAAAAGUAAUUUUUCCUCAGGUAAUUCGUUCUAAUGUGCUUUGUUAACCUCUUAUGUACACUUUAAAGCCGACGUUGUGAAAAAAGAAGAAGAAUUAUCAUUUUCAGUAGACAUAGAAGAAAAAUAACGAUUGCAUGCAAAUUUCAUUUUUUUGAGAGGCUUAAAAGUGUUCGAAACGACUUAAAAAUCUCUUUACACUCUCCAAUGGUUAGCUUAAAAAAAGAGUCAGAGUCAUUAAUAAAGUACUAUAUCAAGGUUACGUGUGCCCUUAAGUGAGCCCGUAAGUUACCACGUAAAACAGAAACUUACGAGAGUGCUAAGUGCGUUCCAUGCAACACCCGUAAGUGAACCCAUAACGGAUUCGUAAGUGACCUACUUAAGUGGGCACUUAAGUGUAGGUUUUAUGCAACCGGGCCCUGAUCACUAGACUUUCAGCUAGUAAAUCAGAACAGAUGAAAAAUUUUUAGGGGAUAGAAAUAUGCCUAUAUCUACCGUUUAAAUACUAAACUACGUUUAACAAUGCUAUGUUAAAGUGGUUUUGAACUAUAUUCUCGUUGGGUGCCUCUGAAUUAAAUUUAAUUUCGAAUUCUCAGAAACUUCCAUUGUUAAGGGUCGAGAUAGAGACGGUUUAUAUUCGGAAGCACGAUCUUGAGACGUUUUCUGACAUGUGUCCACCUAAGUACGUAGAGACAGUCAAACCUCGCUUUAUGGACACCCACUUAAUACGGACACCUCGUUAUUACGGACAGUUUGCUUUGUCCCUAGGGACAGUAAGCCGUACAUUUUCUCUGAAUUCAACCCGCUUAUUGCGGACACUCCGUUAAUACGGAGACUUUCUAUGGUCCCCUCAGUGUCCGUAUUAUCGGGGUAGGACUGUAGGCAGCAUGACUGUGUCACCGUGUUCUUCACUGCCCGUUUGAUUUCUUUCAUCUUCCAGCAAAAAACUAAUGGGUUCAGAGAGGAAUUUAGGUAUAACAUUGUGACUGAAGCAUUCCACACGAUAUCAUUGUCUCUUCUAUAACGGUUUAACACUGUCGCUACUAUGAAUGGAACAUAGCAAGCAACCAUUGUCAUCUGAAUCCAGGCUAUGCUAGAAACGGUUCUCUUGUAUCGUUGCAUGUUUAAUGGCCGCGGUAAUCCUUCGUUCUGUUGCUCUUGGUUACGACGGUCUUGCACUCUACCUUGGUGUUGCCGAAGUUUGAGAAAUAUUUUAACGUAGGAAAAGACUGAGGCUACUAAAAAAAAGGUUCCCCCGAUUGUAGCCCCAUUUAAAGCAAUUUGAAAGCUCACGAAAGAGCCUAUCAUUCCGGACAAAAUACCAAUCAACCAGAAACAAGUAACUAAUACAGCAACUCGUUUUAACGUGACAACGAUUCUGUAUCGCAGGCCCAGCGUAAGGGCGAGAAGUCUGUCUAAACUUAUAGCGGUCGAUGUCACGCCUGAUACUCCACACAAAAUAAAACUUAAAGAUGAAUUUACUGCGAUGAAGUAGAACAAAUUCCCAGGACUAAUUAUCUUUGUCGCACUAUUUAGUAUAAGGAUAGCAAACACUGGUUGCAGAUAAAGGCCAACGCAAAGAUCAGUGACUGAAAGACAUCGAAAUAGCAGUUUUGUCGGUGGAUGAAUAGAAGGCACUUUAUAAAGAGCCACCAGGAUCAGUGUGUUCCCCACGAAUGCGGUGAUAGAAAGAACAAAAUUUAGAGCUGAAAGAAAUAUAGUUAUGCCUGCUUGUAAUGUGCUUGUUUGGUUCACCAUCAUGUCUGCGUCGUCAAAGCUGUUCCCCCUUUUUUUUUCGCUAGGUCAUUGGUCAUGCGGGAGAAAAUUCCGGUUGACACCUUUUCACUGAGCUUAUAGCAUGAACUAACACUUACAUUAAUUAAUUCGCAGAAUUGUGUUUAUCACGUACCUGCUUCUAUUUCGUUAGUGUGACUGGUUGUAAUUAAUUAUAUUGGUUCAUACGUCAGUGUGCGGAUGUCGAGAUAUUAAGAGAUUUUGCAAAGAAAACAUGUUAAAGCACAAGGCAAACACAAAAAUCGGCCCAAUUUUUCAUUUAGGUCUUUCCUUUAGACUGGAAAAUCGACCCUAAAAAUCGUAACCUGUAAACUGGCCUCCACCGAAGAGUAUGUGCGUGCGUGAAUUAAAGGCACCUUUUAAUUUUGUUUAAUUUAGGAGCUGAUUGUAAUAAGUUUUAAAACAGGUGUGGUGAGGAGUUAUGUGACGCGGAUUCGGGCAAAAAUUCUUCUUCAAGGCUACUACUGUUAUCGAACUUUAUUCACUAUUAUUUUUUGCUAUAAAUAUAACAGUUUAGCUUGAUGGGAAAAUGUUUUGAAGGUCAGUUUGCCGGAUACUUUUUUUCUUAAAUCUCCCAUGGUCACCCCUUAAAAGGUGAAUGGAAUGGAAUGGAAGUUUAUUAUUAAGUCUACAAACUGAAGCUUCGCUUUUGGCUUGGUUAAAUCUGUAUAUUAUUAUAUGGAUUUAAUGUAUUCAGUGUAACGAUAGAACCUGUUUAUAGACUGAAGUAUACGAAAUAAACACUGUCGUCAUUGAUUAACUUUGACUGUUCUUCUUGUAAUCAGAGAAAAAAAUCCGUAGAGCCUUGGUUAUUGGACAAGGCCUAUCACACUUUUGUGAGCAACUAAAAGAACUGCUUCAGAAAAGAAAUGUUGCGGUAAGUUAUAUUAAAGCGUGCGCCCUAGUCUUUAUUGGAAGACGAUGGCUCUUGGUCAACUUUUUAAAAUCGUUUGUAUGAUAAUGUAUAUUUAUUUCGCACUAUAGGCGACCUUUCAUUCCGAUCUGUCAGCGGAAAAACAAGAUUCCUUCGAAACAUCAGCGGAGCAGUUGGUAAGCACAUCCCUGUACUAUUGACACCUAGUGAGGGGGUGAAAUAAAUGAAAAUACAAUUGAAUACAAUGACAAUACAGUUAUAUUGUAGAAAGGCAACGCAGUGAUUUCUUCACGUAGCUCAGAUACAUGAGGGACUUUAAGAUCGAAAGACGCCAAGGCAACGAGAACGUCGCUAAAAAAGUGAAUUUGCGUUCUUUCAGUCUUAAUCGCAAUUAUUCCUACCCAAUUACUUUGUCAGAUGUAGGCGAAUCCUCCUGGAGUUGAAUUCCAAGGGACCAUUUCCAAGUUAAGAAAGAGAAAUAUAAUUUUGUCGUUGCUUGUUUACAUAAUCCAUAAAACGCGAAAUUAGGCAAUUUCACGUCGUAGACGUGCAAAAACGGCAAAGAAAUGUACUAAUAAGCGUGAUGCACGUGCAAAGUUAUUGUUUUGCUUAUAAAACCUAUGGUUUUUUUACGUUCUCGUUGCCGUCCGCGUCAUUGGAUCUUAAAGUACUUAUUGCUACGCAAAACAUACUUGUGACAGUAUGUCAAUCGUCGCUCUGAUCUCAAGGCAAAACAAAGAAAGACAGGAAAAAAAAAAAUGAAAACAAGAAUUCAUAGCAACGUGGAAUUAGUUUCAGUAGAAAGAUAAUAAAGAUUCUUGAAUUGUCUUUGCAGAUAUCCGAGGUUAGCCACGGCAGUGUAUCUGUUGUUUUUGCUCUCGAUGAUAAAACGUCCUCCACGGUAAGGUAUCUUAUAAUACGUUUCUCAUCUGUUUUUAGUGUUCAUAUUGCCAUUCAGUCUCAUCUACCAUGUAUGCCUUACUGCUUUUCACCAUAAGAUCAAUGUCGUAGUUUUUGAAAUAUAGUGACCCUGUUAACGGGAGAACCUUUUUUGGCAUGGGCGCAUCUGUAGGCGGAAAACGCUACUGUCGGGUGGACACUAAUACUAGGCGGACAUCCCUCACUUCUACUGUAUGGGAACUUUCCUUUAAGACAGGCACACCAUGUAUUGGACACUACUGUAAGGUAGCCCUGUUAAGUGGACACCCAUCAAGGUCGAGCAGACAACCCCUUAAUGUGGAUACACUGUACCCCUCCAAUAAAGGCUCUUCUGUAAGUCGACACCCUUGUAGGCUGGUUGCCUCCGUGAACCAUUGUAAGGUAGACCGCCCUGUAAGCGGACGGACAAAGAAACUGGGGAGUUGAAGCAACAACGACGGCGACGGCUAGCAAAACCUCACUUAAAAAGUGAAUUCUCAAUGCCUCAAACUUAAUCGCGCUCAUUCCAUCUCGUUUAAUUCGUCAAAUGUUGGCAAUUUUUUUUUUGGAAUUGAAUUCUAAGGGACUGCAUCAAAGUUCAGGAAAAGAAAAAGAAAGUUGUUCUCUUGUGUUCCCGUCCUCGACAAAACGUGAAAUUACUACGGGCAGUUUCACGUUGUAGACGUGCAACAACGGCAGGGAAAUGUACAAAAAAGCGUGAUGCACGUGCAAAGUUGUUGUUUUGCUAAUAUAAACCUAUUGCUUUGUCGCCGUUCUCAUUGCCGUCGCCGUUGUCGUUGCUUAAGCUCCCUGCCCGUGCGAAAAUGUGUGCAGUUGUAUAAUUGGUGUUCGGCUUGAUUAAAUCAUUUACCACGUGCACAACACGUGUUGGGAGGAGCCACCCACAAUUUAAGCACAGUUUCUAACAGGACAUAUUUUUGAGGGAAAAAACGCAAAAUAAUUGUAAAGCAGACACAUCUACUCUUCUCUAUGAAAGGCCUACAUCUUGAUGGCUGCCUUUGCUAACCCUGAACUAUGAUGCUUUUCUUUGCUUCAGGUUUGCGUACCAACAUUUGUGAUGCAGUUUACGCGGGAAAUCUCACGAAAAUGCAAUCAUUGUCAUUUGAAAGAACUUAGGUUGAUAAUUGUUAGAUUUUCACACUGCAGAAAGAACUUCAGUGAAUUCAAGGUUGGUUGAGAUGUCAUUAGAACCCGGGCGCCGUGUAGUGAUGUUCACCCUCGAUAUGUAAUUUAAAAUUUUCUUACUGGACGAGGCGUGUUAGUUUAACUGAUAACAAAAGUUGUCUGUUAUAAGUCGAGAAGACUAGGGUAUCAUUUAUUUAUUUAUAUAUUCAUUUAUUUAUUCUCACGCAUUUUCAAAUUACAGUUCCACCCACAAAAGGCAAAAGCUAAUCAAGGCCGGCAGAGAUUCCUUAUUAUUUGUAGGAGAUCCUUGCCAAUAUUAUUUUACUCAAGCCAAUUCACAGAGUCGCCUACUUUACCAUCGUGUAGCUUAGUGCAGCAUCAAUAGUAUGCAUGCAUCCCAAACUAUAUGGAUCCUCGUUUAUGUUGUGCUCGCCGGUACGAAUCUCUGUCAAGCUACAAUUCAUAAGAAUUGCCGUGGGGUUCGGAAAAUGUUGGGUGGUAUCGGCUUUCCAAUCCUGUGUGUGUUUGUUUACUUAUAAAUCCAUCUUUUUUCCAGUUAACUAAAGUUGAAGAAGUUUUCACUUUGUUUUACGAAACAUUUAUUUUUUGUCACUCGACAGCUUGCUAUAGAGGAAAUGAAGUCACGUGUUCAUGAACAGGGUGUAAUUUGUUUUGGUGUAUUUGUCAGCCUAGGCCUCAAUAAUCAAAAGGUACAGUACAUUAUUCAUUUUACCUCAUCGUAGCGAACUUCACAGGAAUAUUUAACAGUUACAUAGUCUAACAACUUCGAUUUUGUCGUUUCUAACUAGUGUGAAAAUUUAUAGUAGAAUUACCGGCCCUAAGAGAGUGUUACCACAUGUAUUUGAACUCAAACCAUGAAAUCCUAACGGUGAAUUCCUAAUGCCCACUGCUACGUAGAGUUUAGAAGGGUUCUAUGUUAAUUCAAGGCUUAUUCUGGACGUUACCCUGCGAACAGAGGUUUCUUUCUUGCAUGGCUUGUCAGUCACGACUUCGUUUACAAAAUUAACUUUCGUGUUUGGUGGGGUUGAAUCCCAUGUUGUAACCACUGAAAGCUAUCCUGUAUUUCAACAGGAAAAUCCUGACAAUUCAAAGCUGGCGGAAAAGGCAGCCGAAUUAACCAUCGGAGCCUUGCUGGAUGUGCCCCCAAUAUUUAAUGGACAAACGUUCGACGCAAUCACGUGACAGGCGCGGCUUUCAACGCAGUCUCCAUUUUUCGUGCAAGUCACUUGGAUUUAUGUUUUCGCUUUUGGAGAAUAUGAAGGCUCACUUGGCGGCAGGAUGCCUUGCAUGGCCAGCUGGGUACACACUGUUGCUACGCGAUGGGUAGCCUACGAAGGAGAUGUGUGGGUUCUGUUGACGAUGGACAGCUAUCAACAACAAUCGAUCAAGGUUUCUUUGUUAAAACUCGCAUAAGACAGAAAAUCAUUUGAAAUGAAUCUUUCAUUUUGCCACCAAAUUGUUGGCUUUUGCAGGAACAAAGCCGCGCAGGUUUUUUUUACCCUCGGUGGCGACCCAAAUAACGCCGAACGGCGGUUCUUAGGAUAGUUCGAAAUAUCCUUUUCAGUUCUAAGGUAGUCUGUUGAAGUAAAGUGGUUAUACAAAUUGAGUGCUAGAAUAAUCAUUUUUUUAACGAUUUUCUUUUCUGAAAGUUCGGAUAAACUGUGUGUUUAGAGUAACCAUCCGUUGGUAGGGAUGCCGAGGUGAACGACUGAUACAAAGCUGUCACUAAAUAUUAGAACGGCUCUAUUCCUGCUGCAAAAGAUUUUCGUGGAAAUGCUUUUAAUUUCUUAAAAAUAUCUUUCGCUCUCCAGAGAUUAGGUGAAUUAAGCUAAAAUUAUGGAAGCCAAUUUAUUUACUGAUCUGUAAAAAUAAGUUGUUUUAAGUCAAAUGUAAAUAAAUCUAGAGAUAAAGAAGGUGACUGUUGGAUAUCUUCAGCAAGAAAGAAAUUCUCAGUCUUGCCAUAGCCUGUUCACAGAGCCUCUAUUUUCUCCUCAGAGUCCGUCGAGCGCGCGUGAUAAAAACCGAUUUCGAAAACAAAGAAAAGAAAAAUAAAGCAACG
Messenger RNA from Porites lobata, 18214 nucleotides. NCBI's taxonomy places the organism in Eukaryota, Metazoa, Cnidaria, Anthozoa, Scleractinia, Poritidae. The record is from the annotation of a GenBank genome assembly.